Ostrea edulis (European flat oyster) is the source of this 8824-nucleotide messenger RNA. RefSeq names its product potassium voltage-gated channel subfamily A member 1-like. Gene Ontology annotation, biological process: potassium ion transmembrane transport; protein homooligomerization. The record is from RefSeq and is a predicted model, not a curated record. Gene Ontology annotation, molecular function: delayed rectifier potassium channel activity; protein binding. The transcript has 2 exons. Lineage: Eukaryota; Metazoa; Mollusca; Bivalvia; Ostreida; Ostreidae. Gene Ontology annotation, cellular component: voltage-gated potassium channel complex; membrane. Bases 1282 to 2619 code for a protein of 445 amino acids.
UUUGUAAUCGGUUCGAUAGAAGAAAAACGAACCUGCUGGUACAAUGUUGACGAUUGUGGUCAAUGAACUGAAAACAUUAUCUUUAAAAUUGCACCAUACUACUAAAUUCUUGCUGUUAUUAUUUCUGCGAGGAACAAAUUAAACAGUCACAUCAUAAUUAUAAGCUCACGGGGCCCGUAUAAACUGAACAAAUAUUUGUUUAUUGAUUUUACAGCGAAUCAUUCAUGUUGUUCAUAAAUUGUGUAUUAUCCUAGCUUUAUCGUGUUGUGCUACAAUAUUAACCCAUUGUGUCAGAACGAACAUACACCCGUUCAUGUAGAUCCCGAGACAAGGCGCUACGCUUGGCCUCUCUCUUCUUUCCAUUCUCCCUUCUGAUUAAAUAUUGAUAUACUCCUGACAACAGGGUCACGGUUUUAAUAUCCGAGAGUCUAGCUACAUGUGUAAAAGUGUUGAAUCGCAGCGACUUGGAAUUUAAACAGUGUAUUCACUUCAAAUAGUAGGAUAUCUGGAUGCAAAUACUGGAUCGUUUCAAAAUUAAAUCAUUAUAUCCACUGUUUCGGUAAAGCCGUUUAGUUCAAUAUGGAUUAACAGUACAUUAAAUGGCGAUAUAGGGAAAUAUUCUAAGUACAGCUAUGUCAUUUAUCUGUUUGUUCUAGUGUUUUACUUAAGAAUCGGCACUGCAUUCGAAAUUUAUGUCGGACUAAUUUUAGAGUCGGUUCGGUUCGGUUCGGCGGGGAACAGUGCUUAUCGGGACAGCUAAUCGAUUGUAUAGACAGCGAUUCACUUGCUUCUGUCAAAUGAAGCCGCUAGUCCACUCACACAGGUUCUUAGAGUUACCGGAGUGGUAAAUUCUUGGUGUUCAUUAUUUCAGUGAUUUCUUUUUCAUCACAAACCUUUCCAGUUGUUGUAUGUUGUGAAGGCAAAAUAUCACAUGUACGCCGGACGUAAGUUUUAGAUGGAUGCAUAUGUGUGUAGGUGUUUCAAUGAAUGAAUAUGAUUGAAUGAUUCUUUGGAUUGUGAAGGGCAUUAAUGAUUUCCAUUAAAUAUGAGAUUCGACUGUUUGUACUAUAAAGCCAUUCAUACAAGUUUGCAAGCCGGUCCUUCGUGAUAAGCGGUACAGCAGGUAAAAAAAAAAUCGCAGCUAAAAAUCAAUUAUUUUAUAUGUUAAGUAAACUAGAAAAUGCUUUGCUAGCAGAGAAUGUGCUUAGAAAGGAAGUUUGCCUCACCAGUUUUCACUUAGCCUAGAUAUCUGCAUGGGAAAGUGGACAACACGUUAUAAAAAUGGCGGUGGUUUCUAUUAUGAACAACCAGUCCCGUUAUCGGAGACCCGUAAGUCGCCCGGACCGACUCAACGAAAACGAAGGCGAGUUAUGGCUUUUUCAGUCUCCUGAUUCCAGUAAGAAGUUCCGUGACAGCGAUGGAUCCGACAAUGAGUUAGCCUUGGAGGAUUUGGUGACUUGCUGUGUUGAUGGUUCUUCCCCUCAUAGCUGUUCAUUGCAAACUUGUGAGAGAGUAACUAUCAACGUUAGUGGUCAAUAUUACGAAAUAUGGGCCUCCAUUCUUAAUAAACACCCGACUACUUUGCUUGGAAAUCCUAGGAAACGAAUACGAUUUUUCGACAAGGAUAGAGGCGAAUAUUUCUUUGAUCGUCAUAGACCUACUUUUGAAUCUAUUUUCAAUUACUACCAAUAUGGUGGUAAACUCCGACGCCCGGAGCCCGUGCCCGACGAUAUUUUUCUCAGGGAGUUAGACUUUUACCAAAUAGAGAAGGAAAAAAUUGAAAUUUACAAAAAAGAAGAAGGAUAUGUAUCUGAAAAAAUGGAAUUGCCAGAAAAUCCUUGUAAACGUAAGAUUUGGUUGCUAAUGGAGUAUCCGGAGACGUCAUUCGCUGCCUAUGUCAUCGCCAUAGUUUCUGUUGUUGUAACUGUGCUUUCAAUAAUAUUAUUCUGUGUGGAAACUGUGCCGUCGUUAUCAAGUCACGACUGUGAAGAUGGAAAGCCAAAUUUUGCAGACCCAUAUUUUAUACUGGAGACUAUAUGCACAGCCUGGUUUACCUAUGAAGUAUUCAUUCGUCUUUUUUCGUGCCCGAGUAAAAUCAAAUAUUUCAAAGAUUUCCAAAACAUUGUGGAUAUAACUGCUGUUAUACCCUACUACGUCACACUGUCAAAUCUUGUUUCUCCUGACGGUUGCGAUAGCGAUUCCGCGGGAACAUCUCUGGCCUUCCUAAGAGUCAUUCGACUGGUUCGAAUCUUCAAAUUGACAAAACAUUCCGCGGGUUUACAGGUUCUGAUUUUAACAUUCAAAGCCAGUGUCGAAGGCCUACUCUUAUUUCUGGUGGCAAUUUUCGUGUGCAUAUUGCUAUUUUCCAGUGCUAUCUAUUUUGCUGAACAAAGUCACCCCGACUCUCAAAUCACGUCUAUUCCGGAUGCCUUCUGGUGGGCUGUGAUCACCAUGACGACAGUGGGAUACGGGGAUAAGUAUCCAGUGGGAAUUCUAGGGAAGAUAAUUGGAUGUUUUGCUGCCUUGACCGGGGUCUUGACUUUGGCAAUACCUGUACCAAUAAUCACAGAAAACUUCAACAAGUUUUAUGCCCACAAAACAGGAAGAGUUCGAGGAUGAAUUGAGUGAGUAAAUUGUGAGUAUUGACACUCAUUGCACCAAAGCCCCAAACAGAUGCGAUUUCAGAGACCAUCAUAUCGUCAGAAAGGUUAUUCAGCAAGGGGUCUAUCCUGUCGCUACAAAUCGAGUGCUCAUUCAGCAUUGCACGCUACUUAAUUAUUGUCUUAUUGAAUUUAAUUACCUCAUAGUAAAGAACAUUUUACAUUUUUGUUUGCCUACCAGAGAUAGACUAGGUCGGCCUAUUUUCAAGCCAUUGAUUUUUCACAGAUAUUUAAUGUUUUCUACGAAUUGGCAAUGUCAGAAUGAAAUGUAAUUACAAUUUUGUUGCUUGAGUUUAGACAUCAAUUCUGGUAAAGGAAUAAUAUAAGGACUGUAAUGACAAAAACACCCAUUUUGCGACUGGCAACUGCAAUCACAUUUCACACUUAAAUCAUUGAAGUCGUACACAAUAUAGUAAUUUCACUUUCUCCAGCGGAGAUACCCCUCGGCAACACGGUGAAUAAAACCCCUAAGAAGAAAACAUGACAGCGUUUCUUUUAACAUGUGUGAUUUGACGUUUGUCAAUGAGAUUUGUUAAACCUUUUCUUUCCUUCUACAUUAGCUAGAGUUUUCCAUGUGUUGAAUGAUAACUCUGGAUUAUAUAAGUAUUUAUAUAAGAUAUUUUGCCUUUGCAUGAAGUAGGUACUUUUAAAGACCUGCUAUUUGAGACGUUUGAGUAGAAAUCAUGUAGGUAUACGGCGACAUACGGGAUAAGAUAUGGUCUGUAACGUUUCAGAAUAAAGCAUGAUAUAUUAAUUUUGCUCGUAAAUCCAAGCGUUUAAAUGUCCAGUGUUUUAGUAAUUAUUGGUUCUUCUUGUUGUUCAAAGGUUUGCAAUUUGUACAUCCCUGACCAUGAUUUCUGUAUCUUUAUGAUGUCAAGUGUUCACAAGUAGACUCUAUUCGAUACCGUGGUCCCAUAUAAAAGGAGAGGACAGAUUAUUGGAAAUUAUUUAAUGCUUUGAUUUUUUGGGACUUAAGUUAUUAAAGACAAUGAUUGUAUUACGUAAUAUUAAUCCAAAAACGAUAACUGUUUUACGCCUGUCUCGUAACUAGUUUUCAAACCUCAUACGAUUUAGGUUUACUUACAUUAAAAAUACCCUGAGUGCGGUCAGUACUAUGAUUUUAUCCUGUAUGUCACCGUGGGUAGAAGUUUCGUCACGUGAUUUUAUCUGUGAUAAAUUGCAAUAUCAAGUCACUUGCUCAAUCAUAGAAACCAUUCAAAUAUAUCAUCCUUCUUCACAGUUGCACGUUUUUACGUUAUCGUUCAAUGUUUGUUAAGUGUUCUGUAGGAAUACCGAGUGAGAGUGCAUUUGCAUGGAGAUUAUGAAAUUGUAAUCAAACUACGAGAACGUUAGCUGAAUUUUCAUUCUUUACAUUUUUAAUUUUCCCCUAAUGUGGUUGUUAUUAAUAUGCGUUGGAAUGUUUGGGUUUUUAGUUUUGAAAGGUAAAUAUUUCAUAUUGCUAUUUAAAGUUCUCUUGUUAAAUUUUAAAAGUGGUUUAUAUGAUCAAUGAUAUAUUUCUUUAAUUUGCUUCACGAGGGCAGUCCUAUCAGAAAUGUGUAAAACAGUUCGACAAUAAAUAGAGAUCCAAGAUUAGAAUUCCACCAAAAUAAAUGUGAAAAGAACGUCAAUAAUAAUGGACUAUGUAGUGCCUUAAUUCAUUCGGUAAUCAAAUUCAGCUGUCAUAGUGAAUUUGUUUGAUCUAAGAAUAAUUUAAUCAUCCAACGGUUAAAAACAUUGCAGAGGCCCAUGUUGGCUCAUGGAAUUAGGCAUCAGGGGAGAAUUCAAUUCUGAUAGGGAAUAUCCUAUGCAUUGGAUCUCGUGUUUAAACUAGACACAAAUCGAUAUCUGGGAUACUAGUGCUGACUUUCUACUCUGUCUGGUAUACCCUAUUAAAUGUCAAUUAUAUCUACAAACUAUUUUAUUUUCCCCCUUAGAUCAAAUACAUAAUUGGCUGUAAUAAUCAUUACUGACUGUAAAAAUUUCCACACCAUAGACACGUAAUGCUUUACAUCAAUACAAAUCUUUACUUUUUGAAUUUUUUUCAAUAGCUUCUUUUCAGAGAGCGAAUUUAGUUUACCAAGUGAUUUAUUAAACAAAAAACGUGACCCAAUACAUCAAAUUUGCCAGACUAGUUACUUUGUAAUGCAAUUAUCCUACAAUUCAAUAAACCCAGAAACAUUAGAACCUUCCACUACCGUUGACUUAAAGUACAAAAGGUCUUUCUGUGUUUAGGCAAUGUUAUUAAUCCCCUGUCGAUGUCUUUUCCCUGAAAUAUACAUUUUUUCCUUACUUGGCAUCCUUUUCAGACAAGUAUGGUCGUCAAAACCAUUAUGAAUGUCUUGCAAUUACAUCUUUACUAGGAAUUGUUCUACCACAAAUAUUCUGAGUUCAAUCAAGAAAAAAAAAUCCCUGAGUAGGUGAAGCCUUGCUACCGUAAAAUACUAUUCAUCUUUCGUAAAUGUCAUCUUUUAUUCCAAAUUCAGUUCUCUUUUUCUCUUGAGAUUAAAUUUCCUAGGUGAUUUGACAUCUAAAAAUGGAUUUAAAGGUGUGCACGUUGAAGAUUCUUUAAACACUAAAAUGAGGAAUUAACCGAGAAGCCAAAUCAUGGUGAAUAUAGAUAUUCAUAGAUGCAUAUAAAAUACAAUGACGCUCUAACGGGUGUUUCUAUGUCGUCAUGCAAUGAAUAUAUAGUAAUUUCAAUGCGUGAAACCUUUUUGAUCGGAAAAAGUAUGUUACCAUAAAAUAAACAAUUCAACAAUAUGAUACCUUCUCUUUUCUAUCAUCAAAGUAAAUACAAUACUGUGCAUUUAAUCAAUAGCGGUAUGAAAUGCACUGUUUCAAUGUAUCAGAUAUGUUGGUGACAGAUUGUAGCAUAGAAAGGGGCUCGCUCAAAUAACGAUCCAUCAAUCCAUUGUUAAAACCACCCAUAAAUUCAAAAGAAAAAAAUAUAGCAGUUAGUAAAGGACUAGACGUGAUACAAUACAUACAAUUGUUUGUUUGUUUUUGUCCCUUCAAGGAUUAUGUUGCUCUUGAUACGUCACAAGAUGUAGAUGAAGUAUCAUGAAUAUGCAGGACUCUCAAUGCUCGAUCAGUGAGGGUUCUUUAUCGAACAAUUGUACAUGUAUGCACCUGUGGCGACACAGGACCAAAGGUUAUAUUAAGGUUUCACUCGAAAGACCCGCAAAUUUCAUUUCAAUCGUCGAACAUUUGCCGAAGGAAGAGUCACAACCUAUUUUCGGCGUCUUCAAGAAAAGAACAGAGCUAUUAGUUCAUUCAUUUUUGUACUUUGCAUACUGACAAAUGCAGAUUCUUGUAAACGAUACUACAGAUUUUUAAUUUUGAAGUACGAUGUUGCAAAAAUUAGAACUUUUUACACAUUUAGUUUGAAAAUUGUCGAAAAUAUCAAUUCUUGAUGUCAAAUUUUGCCCAGAUGUCAUAGACAGCAUAAAAAUGUAUAAAAUUAACUACCUCAGUUUCAUCAUUGUUAGCACCCACGCCUCUGAAGCCUCACACGUUUCAAGGAUGCUGAUUAAUUGCCUGCUUAAAGAAAAUGACGGGAAAAGUAACUUCAGGAAUCCUAUCUAAAAUAUAAUUACUUUCAUAUAUCCGAUAUAUUCUACAAUGUAUUAACGUGAAUUCUUCUAAUAUCUUGUUUUAAAUUACCGCCAAUAUUACAUUUUUCACAUUUCCCAGAAACCCACCUUCAACUGAACGAGUAGGUGAUUAAUUCAUGAUAUCAUAUUUAAUAUUUCUCACUCUUAAGAUUUUUGUCAAUAUAGAAUCCAAAUUUGAAUACUUGAUUGAUCUGAAAUACUGAGUAGUAAGGGAGAUUGAAACUUUGCCAACAAUAUUGGAAUAAAUUUAAGUUGAGGAUGGAGACAACACGCCUUAAAGUUUGGUUGGGCAUUAAAUGGGAAUGAAAAGGGAGGUAAAAGAUUAGAGCUGAGAGACUAAUCAUCUUUUAACAAUGAACCUUGAUCUCUCCACAGAAUCUUGCUGUUCAAUAUUUGAUUACUUGAGUAACCGCUUCACUGCAAUCUGUGUAGGAACCAUUCAGAAAUCGAUAGGUUUAAACGCAUCGCUGUAAGGAUAGGUUGAAGAAUUUUAAAAUUUACACGAGGUACAUGUAAUGAGAGAAAAUGUUCUACUUGUGAUAUUGGAAAUCCUGAAGAUUACGUUUGUUUGAAAAGCUUUUCUAUAACAUGUUGUUUAUCCAUUGUUGAUGAUUUGUCAGUCGUUAGGUUUUGGAGAAAAUUAAGUUUAAAAGAUUUCGUUUAAUAUUUCCUGUUUACUGUACUCAUAUUAAGAAUCUAGUGUUUCCCCUAUUUUCAGUGAAAUUUCAAUUAUAUGUAUUCUUAUACAAUGUAAAACUUAUACGGUACCAAUUCAUAUAUUCAAUUUCUUUAUACCAAAACGUACUUUAUGUCAUAAACAUGAUUAAGGACAUAAUGUGCACUGUAUUCCCCAAUUAUUUGUCAUAGAAUUUUGUGAAACUAUUUGUAAAUGUUUUGAUAUUGCUAAAUCAAAUAUUUACGAAAUUUCCUGAUGAAAUCACCUUUAUUUUUGUAUUAUUCACAAAUCUUGGAAAUUCAAUAGAAAACAUUACCCAAAAUCCUUCAAAAACGUCUUUUAGUGGUGCAUUCCAUGUAUUGAUGACCGAUGUACGUUGUUGUGUGGUCAAAUAUUAAGAAAUCUAGCGUGAACACAGAAAACUCCUACUUCAUUUAAUGAGUCCUAAAUCUUGGUUAGAGCUCCAAAUGAUUUGUAUUUACGGUCACGUUUGGAGUGCCUUUCAUCAAAGUGACUCAUUUUCUUUAUUUCAUUCGUAUUUAUUUUGUAAACUUAUCUUUCAGGUUAUACAAUAAACACUAUCAGAGAAACGACAUUUUUGUGUUCUAUGAUCUGAAAUUGAAGUUUGUUCACACUAAUGCUCAGUAUUCUCAGAAGAAAAUAUCUUUCUUUUAUUCUGGUCGGAAUAUCAAACAUUGGUGCGAAAAUAUUAUUCUUGUUAUAUCAAGACUGCAUAUUGGUCACUAUGAUGAAAUUGAGGUUAACAAUUGGUUUGCUUAGGGAUUCUCAAGUAAAUGAAGAGGGGACGGUAAACAGACACCUCAUUAUAUACAAGAUUGUGUAUGGUUAAAAUAUAGGAAAAGGGUACAUCAAUGUCAAUUCUCUGUAGUGUAGUGGCAUUUUAGUAUUUCGGUACAAAAUUCAUAUUCUUGUUUGAUAAACACAAAACAUUUGUAGAAUUCUUUGACACCGACAACAUUUAGAAUUGAAGCACCACAACAUAUGAUGACGUAACAUAAAUUCAGUCAUUUUGAGUACAUACAGGGAGUGAGACUUUACAUUGUAUAAUCUCUUAGUAAUCUUUUUUAUUGUUAACUGUUCAUAACCUACUCUUUACCUGAAAUUAAUACAUUGAUAUUUACACCUCUUAAUUAUCACCUAGAUAGAAAUUGACUUUAUUGGUGUUUCUUAAUGCACUUUUUAAGUAGAAUUGUAAAAUAAAAAUACAACUCAAUCAGUAGCAGAAACUUUACAUACCUCGGUCGGUAGAAUUUACGACUUGGUGCCCUGUUUGUUUUCUACUUGUAAUAUACAUGUAAUUCGAUAUCGACAAUACUUUCACAUAUUAAACACCAUUGUGAUUGUUUUGCAUGUAUAUUUCAAAUGUAUAGUUGUGUUUAUAACUUGUAUUUUCCCCUUUAAACAACACGAACUGAGAGAAUGGAUUGGUUUUGUUUACAAAAAUCCAUAUGCAAUUUGUUUCAGGCCUAGUUUGUAUGAAUAUGGUUUUAAAAUGGUGUACAAUACCCACUAAUGAUUGAAGUUUCUCGUGUACAUCAUUCGAACGUUACAAUGUAAAACCAUGUGCUGUUAUUCAUGUAUAUUUGCCAAUACACCAUGCUGUGUGAACUUGUAGGAAUAAUAUCACCAAUGUAUAUAAUAUCUAAUCGUUUUCUUUUUUCAAGCAUGGGAGGAAACUUUUGAAUACAAAUGUUUGCGGUGAUUACUCGAUUUGAUGCAGUUAUAUUCUGUGGCUGUGUUAGGUUGUUUUUGCUAAUCAUGUUAUUCUUCAAGUUAUUUAUAUGGUUGUUAGAGAUUUCUUGCACUUUUUCUAUGCAGUCUUCCUGAAUAUGGAAAGAAUAAAUUUAUCACAA